This is a messenger RNA of Hibiscus syriacus, 615 nucleotides long. RefSeq names its product pentatricopeptide repeat-containing protein At2g02980, chloroplastic-like. Lineage: Eukaryota; Viridiplantae; Streptophyta; Magnoliopsida; Malvales; Malvaceae. The transcript has 3 exons. The record is from RefSeq and is a predicted model, not a curated record. Bases 1 to 615 code for a protein of 204 amino acids. Gene Ontology annotation, biological process: RNA modification. Gene Ontology annotation, molecular function: protein binding; RNA binding.
AUGGUCCGUGGGUAUUCACGUUCCAAUACCCCAAUCCAAGCCAUUCCUCUCUUUUCUCAGCUUCUAGCCUUUCGCUUCCUGCCUGAUGACUACAUCUUCCCUUCUGUUCUUAAAGCUUGUUCAAGUGCUAAAGCCUUGGAAGAAGUCUUUGAUAAGAUGUUGGAUCCUUGUGUUAUUUCUUACAAUGCUAUUUUUACUGGUUAUGCAAAAUGUAGCAGACCGAAUGAGGCGUUGUCGUUGUUUCGUGAAUUGCAAGUUAAAAGUUUGAAGCCUACUGAUGUUGCUAUGUUAAUUAUUAAAGAAAGCACCGCACUUAUUGAUAUGUAUGCAAAGUGUGGGAACUUGGAGGAAGCAAUUUGUGUUUUUAAGAACAUGAGUAUCAGGGAUACAGCAGCUUGGUCAGCAAUGAUUGUGGCAUAUGCAACUCACGGGAAGGGUUAUAAAGCCAUUGAAACGUUUGAAGAGAUGAGAAAGGAAGGAGUGCAACCUGAUGAGAUCACGUUUUUAGGUCUAUUAUAUGCUUGUAGUCAUAAUGGACUUCUGGACGAAGGUUGGAGGUUUUUUCAUAGUAUGAGUGAUAAACAUAGGAUUAUUCUGGGGAUCAAGCAUUAUUGA